AAGUCGAGGUCGAAUCAUUGUCCAUGACGAUGUGGCUGGUGACACUCGUGCUCGUUGUAGGUACCGCUGCGGGACAGACGGUGCCAUGGUGGAACAGUGCGGUGUAUUACAGGGUGCUUGUGGACUCUUUCAAAGAUGGCGACGGUGACGGACUUGGGGACCUUCAAGGAGCGACAAAACAGAUGAGCUACGUCCGAGCUCUGGGAGCAGACGCCAUCAUCCUGUCUCCCCUCAGCACCAAGAGUCCCGACUGCUCCAAACCUGGUACCAUUGACUUGGGAGCGAUAGACCAGCGCUAUGGAGGGCUGGAUGCCUUCACUCAGUUUCUGGAGAAGGCCAAGACUCUAGAACUCAAAGUGGUCAGCACCCUGGACCUGCAAACGGCCAGUGCAGCAUCAGAGUGGUUCACGUCCAGUGCCAACCGAGUGAACGGGUUUGAAGACUGGUUUAUGUGGGCUGAUGGAACUCCUGAACAACCUCCCGAGCUAGAACCCGGCAUCGACCAAUGGGCGUACCACGAAGACCGCAAGGCAUUCUUCGCAACCCGAAACAACGCGUCAGUCCUCAACCUCUGCUCCGAAGGCGUGGCAUCCGCGUUAGCAUCAGCUCAAUGCGCCUGGCUACGUCGGGGGGUUUCUGGUCUGGUACUAAACCCUGACUUCAAGGAGCAGGCUUGUGGACUGAAGGUCUUGAAGAAGAUGGUGGCGGAAGCCAUGACGUGUGCUAGAGGCUCAAACUUGGAUACACCAGUAAUCAUAGUCGAGACAUCACUACCCUCAGAAGAGGCUGGACAGUACUACAGUGAUGGAAACAUAGGUGCCAACAGUGUCAUAAGUACGGCCCUUACAUCUGCCGCAAGAUCAGCUCCUCAAAUGGCAGUGGCUUUCUACGCCGAUAUUCUUAAUGCUCCUCAGGAUGGUGUUCCGACUUGGCAGACAAGCUCCCCCAAUGCAAACCGUAUCACCACCAGACACGGCGGCGACAUGGUUGACGCCAUCAACCUCCUCAACUUAGUCCUCCCCGGAUCCAGCAUCAUCCAGCAAGGAGACGAGCUCGGCUCAGCCGACACUAUCCUCGAAUGGGCAACAUCUGACACCUGUUUCCCAAGCCAACCUUUGCCAUCGUCAGCGCCCUUCCCUUGGGAUGAUACAGCGAAUGCUGGGUUCACUUCUGGAACGCCCUGGUUGCCAUUAGCGCCUAACUAUAGAUAUGCGAAUGCGAAGACGCAGUUUGUGAAUGAUGGGAGCCAUGUUGGAGUGGUGAGGGUGGCGGCUGCGAUGAGGAAGAGUCCUGCUAUUGGGCCUCAUGCUGAGAUCAAACGCCUCGGAGACGCCAUAGUAGUCCUAAGAUGGGGAGGCACUGGCUGUCUCCUAGUAGUCUCCAACGUCGGCAAGUCCCAGACCGAAGCCCAGCUUUCAUCAGUCCCAGGUCUACCCGCCGAAAUGACCGUAGCUUCCAGCUCAGCUGGCUCGGGCUUCUCAACUGGAUCUCAUGUGAAAUUAGAGAAAGCAGUGAGACUUGGACCUGGAGAGACGGUGCUGCUUGCUGGAGCUCCGAGGCAUUGCGGAGGGCCAGGGCCCGUGGACAAGAUAGCUAAUAAGCUGAAUGAGGGGUGGCUGAAGUUAAACAAGUAUUUUAGUAAUUUGUAAACUGUUUAGGCA
Molecule: messenger RNA, 1661 nt
Organism: Cydia amplana
Lineage: Eukaryota; Metazoa; Arthropoda; Insecta; Lepidoptera; Tortricidae
Product: maltase A3-like
Exons: 7
Coding region: 24-1649 (541 amino acids)
Biological process (GO): carbohydrate metabolic process
Source: RefSeq, a predicted model, not a curated record